AUGGCGGAACUGGGGAAGAAGUACUGCGUGUACUGCCUGGCCGAGGUGAGCUCUUUACGCUUCCGCUGCACCGAGUGCGCCGACAUCGAACUCUGCCCCGACUGCUUCUCGGCGGGCGCCGAGAUCGGCCCGCAUCGCCGAUGGCACGGCUACCAGCUUGUCGACGGCGGUCGUUUCACCCUCUGGGGCGCCGAGGCCGAGGGCGGCUGGAGCAGCCGGGAGGAGCAGCUGCUGCUGGACGCCAUCGAGCAGUUCGGCUUCGGCAACUGGGAGGACAUGGCUGCUCAUGUCGGAGCAUCCCGAACGCCUCAGGAGGUGAUGGAACACUACGUGAGCAUGUACAUCCAUGGCAACCUGGGAAAAGCCUGCAUCCCUGACACUAUUCCCAACAGAGUGACGGAUCACACCUGCCCCAGCGGCGGCCCGCUCUCUCCUAGCUUGACCACGCCGCUGCCACCCUUGGACAUCUCGGUGGCUGAGCAGCAGCAGCUGGGGUACAUGCCGCUGCGGGACGACUACGAGAUCGAGUACGAUCAGGAUGCAGAGACUCUGAUCAGCGGCCUGUCGGUGAACUACGACGAUGACGACGUGGAAAUAGAGCUGAAGAGAGCUCACGUGGACAUGUACGUGAGGAAACUCAAGGAGAGGCAGCGGCGGAAGAACAUCGCGCGAGACUACAACCUGGUACCGGCCUUUCUGGGCAAGGAUAAAAAGGACAAGGAGAAAGCGCCCAAACGAAAGAUCACGAAAGAAGAGAAGGAGCUGAGGCUGAAACUGAGGCCUCUGUACCAGUUCAUGUCUUGUAAGGAGUUUGAAGACUUCUUCGAGAACAUGCACAAGGAGAGGAUACUUCGGGCAAAGAUUCGGGAGCUGCAGCGGUACCGUCGAAAUGGAAUCACCAAAAUGGAAGAGUCAGCAGAGUAUGAGGCAGCCAGGCACAAACGGGAGAAGAGGAAGGAGAACAAAAACAUAGCUAGCUCCAAGAGAGGGAAGGAAGAUGGUAAAGAAGGUGAAUUUGCUGCCAUUGAAAACCUGCCUGGCUUUGAACUUUUAUCAGACAGGGAAAAGGUGCUGUGCAGCUCUCUAAAUUUGAGUCCUGCACGUUAUGUGACUGUAAAAACCAUUAUCAUUAAAGACCAUCUCCAAAAAAGACAAGGAAUCCCUUCCAAGAGUCGCCUUCCCAGUUACUUGGAUAAGGUACUGAAGAAAAGGAUUUUAAACUUUCUAACAGAAAGUGGUUGGAUAUCCAGGGAUGCUUCCUGA
Indicator indicator is the source of this 1263-nucleotide messenger RNA. RefSeq names its product transcriptional adaptor 2B (gene TADA2B). The record is from RefSeq and is a predicted model, not a curated record. Gene Ontology annotation, biological process: regulation of transcription by RNA polymerase II; chromatin remodeling. Lineage: Eukaryota; Metazoa; Chordata; Aves; Piciformes; Indicatoridae. The coding region runs from base 1 to 1263 and encodes 420 amino acids. Gene Ontology annotation, cellular component: nucleus; SAGA-type complex. The transcript is spliced from 2 exons. Gene Ontology annotation, molecular function: chromatin binding; transcription coactivator activity; zinc ion binding.